Messenger RNA from Prorocentrum cordatum, 1180 nucleotides. The record is from the annotation of a GenBank genome assembly. NCBI's taxonomy places the organism in Eukaryota, Dinophyceae, Prorocentrales, Prorocentraceae.
GUCCUCGUCCUCGUCCUCGUUGUCGGUCGUCGUCGGUCGUCCGCUCGAGCCUCGAGCAGGUCGAAAACCGUGACGGGCUCCAGCGAAUGCGGUUUGUCAGAGCGAGCCUGCAGCUUGAUUUUUAAAUCGGCCAGUCUCAGCACCACACGGCGCGCCAGUAGAGAUGCAGCAGAGGCCGGCAGCGCACGCCGAGGCCAGGGUCGCGGAGUUGGGCAGGCUCCUGGAGGAGAGGCUGGCACAGAGCGCCGUGAGGUGGGAGGAGGGCGCCCGGAUCCGCGCGGCGCUCGGCAGCCUGGAGGCCACCCUGACGCAGGCCGGGGAGGAGUGGUGCGUGAGGCUCUUCGGCAGCGUGCCCAGCACAUUCCACACGUGCGGCGCCGACGUGGACGUGACCUGCCUGCGCCGGGGCGGCCUGCCCGCCGGCCAGACCCCGGCCAGCCUCAUGUCCGAGAAGAUCGGCCCGCUGUUCCGGGAUCACCCCCGCUUCAAGAUCUUGGAGGAGGUGCUGCGGGCCAGGGUGCCCAUCUUAAAGCUUCGCUUCGACGACUUGCUCGACGUGGACCUGUCCUGCCAGAACACGCGGGGGCUGCAGAACACGCGCCUCCUGCGCGGGUACGCGCACCUCGACGACCGGGUGCGAAGCCUUGUGAAAGCGGUGAAGCUCUGGGCGAAGGUCGCCGGCGUGUGCGGCGCUUCUCGUGGCAGGCUGUCGUCUUAUUCGUUCGCGCUCCUCGCAAUCUACUACAUGCAGGUGGACCAGGAGGUCCGGCUCCCGACCUCCCCGUGGCGGCGUUCCGAGAGGAGGCGCACGCGGGGCAGGACGACGGGCGCCUCGUGGCCGCGUGCCGCGGCCGCUGGUCCUGCGCGCUGGCCCCCGUGGAGCUCCUCGAGCCUUCUUCCGGUUCUACAGCGACAGCGGCAGCUUCUGGGAGGGUCAGGAGGUGGUGAGCGUGCGCCUUGGGAAGAGGCUCGCCGCUACGGAGGCACGGUUCGGGAGCCUGCAAGGCAGGCACGCCAGGCGGUUGCACAUCGAGGACCCGUUCCUCUUGCAGCGCAACCUCAACUGCGUGCUGGGCCGCCUCCAGGAGCCCACUGCCAGAGUAUGUGUCCACAUCCACUGCGUGCCCCAGGAUCUUGAGAAGUGGUGGAUAUGUGGAUAGCUGCCCGCCCGCGCAAGCCU